Aspergillus sclerotioniger CBS 115572 is the source of this 1194-nucleotide messenger RNA. RefSeq lists its product as uncharacterized. The coding region runs from base 1 to 1194 and encodes 397 amino acids. The record is from RefSeq and is a predicted model, not a curated record. The transcript has a single exon. Lineage: Eukaryota; Fungi; Ascomycota; Eurotiomycetes; Eurotiales; Aspergillaceae.
AUGCCACCGAUACCUUACAUUACAUGCAGUCAACACGUGCCUGAUAAGGAUAGUGUGCCUGGGCCUAAGGCAAAGAAUAAUCCGAAGGUGUCACUUCCUGAACGAACUGCUGCGCAUACCCAACCGCGGACGCACGCUGAAGUAGGACCUAGUCAUACGGGGCCUAAUCCGCAACGACAACAACAACAGCCGGGCCGAGGCCCGCGGAUCCUCAGUGGCUUUAGAAGGCUUGUUCGUAUACGGGGACGUGGAAGGGGAAGAGGUGAUGACGAAGGUGACGAAGGUGACGAAGAAAUCCCUCCCAGCGAGGGCGACCGCAAGCCGAAGAGAGUUGAGCUCCGUCGGAUCCCCGGGGGCGUUUUGUCCAAUGACGGACUCCCCAUGCGUGACAGUUUGUGGGGGAACAAUGAUCAGGAGAUGGACGACACCAUCACCCCAACGCUCGUUCAAUUGCCCUGGCACAUACGGAUGAUCAACGAGAAGGACGACUUGAACACGAUUGCAGUCCAUCUCGCCUCGUUUCGACGCAACCUGAAAGACUGCGGGGUUGACUUUGCUGUCAACCACCGUCCCCUGUGUUUUAUCGACGAUCAUGAUCGUGAUGGCAAAUGGCUCAAAUACACCGACUCGGAUAAACGAAAUGGCCACCAUCUUCACAACCUCUAUUUUCACGUCGGAGAGCAGAACUGGGCCACGCUCUGUGUCACGAGGGAGCACCAUCUCACGGGAUCCGUCUGGCAUUACUGGGCUCUUGCGGUCAUCGCGGCACCGCGACAAUCGCCGGUGCAGACCCGCCACGACGCCGGCAUGCACCUGCUCAUGUAUGAUUCGAAACCAGCCCCGGAACCGAGAUACCAGCGACACCGAGAUUACUUUGUGAACUAUCUGAGCGGCGAGCAGGAGGCCUUGCUCAUGGCAUUCCUCGAAAAGUUCCGAGUGCUCACUUUUGCCAUCAACCGAGACCAGAUCCCCGUUCAGGGGGAGUAUGAUCCCUUGCGCUUUACCAUGUGGUGGAUCUGGGCUGUGGCUCGCUACGGGGGAAGGGAUUACCUGAGGGAGGAACACGACGGCGAGGACUUGGAUGACCCGCGCUGGAGGCUGGCCAACUCACGCCAUAUGGACUUGACGCCGAACCGGCUGAGGACUAUCGAGGCGCGUUUGCGGGGGACGAAUAUUCGACGCAUGUGGUCUUAG